CUCUCCAGUCUCCCCCCAUAAAUUCAUAAUGAUAAUACACUUGCUCUGUCCUCAGCCCUCACUCACCCUCAACUAAAACCAAGAAAAAAGCUAGGAACUUGAAACUCAAAACACCCACCUUAGACCUUACAAUAAUACGUAAACUUGCUUAUAUAUGUUAUCACAAUCUUUAUGAAAUCUUUGCAAAUAUAAAGGAUAAUGGCGAUUUCUACUUCUUGUACCCCUUGUUCUUCAGGAAGCUUCAUGCUUUCUCUCUCUUCACCAUCACAAUGUUUGCCUUCAAUUCUCUUCUUCAAACCCUGGAAGACUUCUAUGGCUAAUUCCCAGAAUUCCCGCCUAAAAUUUGUAGUUAAUUCUGCUUCUUCUGAUGUGGGUUCCUCUUCUUCUUCCGAUUUUACAAGUCUUAGGCAAGUUCAUAUGCCAACGUUUGGAUUGUCAUCGAAUGAAGAUGCACACAAACCACCACAUAAAUGGCAAAGGGUGCUGCUUAAAGUUAGUGGAGAAGCUCUUGCAGGAGAUAAUGCCCAAAACAUAGAUCCUAAAGUCACCAUGUCUAUAGCAAGGGAGGUUGCAUCUGUGACACGGCUUGGCAUUGAGGUUGCUAUUGUUGUUGGUGGUGGAAAUAUUUUUCGAGGUUCUACUUGGGCUGGCUGUAGUGGCCUUGAUCGUUCAUCUGCUGAUUAUAUUGGGAUGAUGGCCACAGUUAUGAAUGCAAUAUUUUUGCAAGCAACAAUGGAGAGUAUUGGUAUCCCAACACGUGUCCAGACCGCUUUUCGCAUGUCUGAGGUUGCUGAGCCCUACAUACGUAGAAGAGCUAUCAGGCAUUUGGAGAAAGGGAGGGUUGUAAUAUUUGCAGCUGGAACUGGAAAUCCAUUCUUCACCACAGACACAGCUGCUGCUCUCCGUUGUGCAGAAAUUAAUGCAGAAGUUGUGCUGAAGGCAACAAAUGUGGAUGGGGUUUAUGAUAAAGAUCCUCGGCAAAACCUGGAUGCCCAGCUGCUUGAUACUUUAAGCUAUCAAGAUGUAACGUCAAAGGAGCUUUCUGUGAUGGAUAUGACUGCAAUUACUUUGUGCCAAGAGAACAACAUCCCUGUUGUUGUCUUCAAUCUAAAUAAAGAAGGUAACAUCUCAAAAGCAAUCCAAGGAGAGAGAGUAGGAACCAUUAUCGGAGGGCACCGAAAUUCAGCUACAGCAAAGAUCAUAUAGAGUUGUAGGCGUGGUGCAGUGUUCUGGUAAAAAUUCUAGAAUUCUAGCUACAAUAGCUUUAGUUGGCAAGAGAUAUAGGACCUUUUGCUUUUAAUAUUGCAGGCCAUGUAUAUUAGCAAUCAUGAAGAAAUAGUUCCUUGGAACAUUUUGUUUUCACCCAAGAUUAGAUGUAGCAACGAAUAUGUUUAGUUGCAGACUUAGGAAGGUCAUGAAGCGGAUUCAAACAGAUAUGAACUAAUCCUAUUUUGUAAGUAUUUCUUUAUCGAGAUUCAAAUAGAAAGUUACACCAUGUAGUUCCAUGCUA
Messenger RNA from Beta vulgaris subsp. vulgaris (sugar beet), 1510 nucleotides. Its product is annotated as uridylate kinase PUMPKIN, chloroplastic. The coding region runs from base 199 to 1206 and encodes 335 amino acids. Gene Ontology annotation, molecular function: UMP kinase activity. The record is from RefSeq and is a predicted model, not a curated record. NCBI's taxonomy places the organism in Eukaryota, Viridiplantae, Streptophyta, Magnoliopsida, Caryophyllales, Amaranthaceae. The transcript has 7 exons. Gene Ontology annotation, biological process: UDP biosynthetic process. Gene Ontology annotation, cellular component: cytoplasm.